Messenger RNA from Cryptotermes secundus, 3542 nucleotides. RefSeq lists its product as uncharacterized. NCBI's taxonomy places the organism in Eukaryota, Metazoa, Arthropoda, Insecta, Blattodea, Kalotermitidae. The record is from RefSeq and is a predicted model, not a curated record. The transcript has a single exon. Bases 1097 to 1915 code for a protein of 272 amino acids.
UCUGAAAAUUGUGCUGCGGCCUAUACACGCACGCGACCUGUACAUGCGUAAAUACGGUAUAUCUGUGCCAUGAGGUGAAGCAGUAAGAUGCGAAUAACAAGUAUGAUCAGACACUGAAGGAGGAUUAUUGGAGUAAGCUGAUUUGGCAGGAGAAGUGGGUGAAGAAAUGUUGGAAUAGUUUGAUUGGACUGAUGACACAGUAGUAGAUGAACACUUCCAAACACUUGAAGCCAGCUUGCAGCUGUAGUCGUAUUUUCAAGAUCUAUGCUCUGCGAAGGUAUGUCACUUUCGGAGCUAUACUUUGAGUAACCUUCUGAUCUUGAAGGUCCUGGACUAGGCGUAUAGUGUGAGCUACCUGGUGAUAUUGAAUCAUAAAUUGAAGGUUCUGGACUGGGCGUACUGCAGUGAGAUUUUGCUCUGGUAGCAUCUUCCAUUUGUUGUGCCAGUUCCUCUUGCAUUAAUAUUUCUGCAAUUUUAAAUUUCACUACUGGUGAGAAUUUUUUUUAUGGUUUUGGCAUAUCCCAUACAGAGUAAACCAUCAUCAUAGGCUGAGUUUCGAUCGAUCUAUUUUCCAAAUAAUUCAAUAUUUGUCCUACUGAAGAAGAAGGCUGGGGAGAUGUUUCUCCGCCAUGCUCCCUUUUUCGAAUACGAGAGGAUAGAUGACAUGCUGGUCUGGGAAAACUUUUCUGUCCAGGUUGAAGAUGUGAUGAUAUGACUUCAGCCUGUUGAGUGCCUUCAUUUUCUUUAGUCAGAAUGGAUUCAGAUUCAGCUACUUCAGAAUUAACUACAGAAUCUGGGCUGGAUAUAUUUGACUCUGUACUUGCAAACUGUAGAAAAGGGCUGAAAAAUGACAUCUGCUGGGCCCAUGGCCAAGUUUUAUAUUUAUUCAGAGUGUUUGCUGCUUGUCCUGUACGCGUCUUCUCAGCUCUUAGGUGUUAGCAUAGCAGUCCCUUAGGUUCUUCCACUUCUUCACCUCCUGACCUGAAAAGCACACAAGCAGAUAUCACGUAAGAGAAAAAAUGUUUUCGUUUAUAUUUUCUGUUUUAGGUUUCUAGCAACUGGUGACUCUUAUACCACAAUAGGCCACAGCUUUCGGAUGGGAUUUUCUACAGUUAGUGAUAUUGUUAAGGAAGUGUGUGACGCAAUUUGGAAACGUUUGCAGCCUACUUACAUGCCUGAACCUACAAAAGAAAUGUGGGAAGAAAUAAUAUUAGGUUUUAAUGAAACAUGGCAGUUUCCUAAUUGUCUUGGAAGCAUCGAUGGGAAACACAUUACCAUAAAGUGCCCAAAUAAUUCUGGUUCAAAGUAUUUUAGCUAUUUGAAAAAAUAUUCGAUAAUUUUAAUGGCUAUUGUUGAUGACAAUUACAAAUUUAUUUGUAUAGACGUAGGUGGUUAUGGAAAGAAUAGUGAUGGUGGUAUUUUUGAAGCAUCGGCUAUGGGGAGAAAGAUAGCUGAUGGAACAUUCAGUAUUCCAGCAGAUAGGUCCUUGCCUGGUCAGAAUGAACUUACUCCUUGUGUGUUAAUAGGCGACGAAGCAUUUCCACUACGCCCAAAUAUAAUGCGCCCCUUUCCAUACAGACAACCAAGACAGGACUACAGAAAGGAGAUCUACAAUAAGCGACUAUGUCGAGCUCGACGUGUUGUAGAAAAUGCGUUCGGAAUUUUAGCUCAAAAGUGGAGGAUAUUUCUUAGGCCAAUUCAGGUGAAAGUGGAAACUACAAUAUCUAUUGUAAAGGCCGCAUGCAUUCUACAUAAUUAUUUGCGUUCAACAAACUCUGGCAUGAGGUUCGAGCACUUACUAGAACCUCAAGAAGCAGUAGCAGAGGCUCUUGGAAACCUACAACUAGAAGGAAGAAGGGCAACUAAUUUAUCUGCUCAGAUACGUGAGAGACUUUUUGCGUAUUUCAAUAUGUAAAAAGUUGUACUUUUACUCCGCCUUCUGUAGUCUUUCUUGAUUAACAUAAAAAAACUUAUUUACAAGGGCAGUAUUUGUAUAUUAAAUAUUGUUGUCUGUUGUCAUAACAUAAAUAUGAAGAAAACUAUUACAGUGUUUAAGUAUUUACUUAACACAACGUGUGUAAUUGUUCCGUUGAAAUGAUUUUGUAUACAACUAUGCAUAAUAGAUUAAAUAGUAAAUAAUUGAUGAAAAUAAAUGGAAAAUGUGUGAACUUACCGCUUGUUACUAGCGAUCUGGCCAUUUGUUCCAAGACGUCAUAUUUCUUUUUUAUAUUUUUAUAAUCAGGAUGCGACAAAUCAAAUAAUAUAUUAUGUAAUUUUACUUCUUCAAUAAGUUGCUCUGUUGUACUCAUUGUUCAAGCUAACACACAGUGACGCGGGCAGCGGUCAAACUCGACAAGCUGCAUCUGAUCGCCACCGCGGAGUAGAACGCUGCCCGCAAGAUCGCUGCCUGUCGGAAAGGGUCUAUAAGUUCAGCGGAAAUAUCUGACCGCCACCGCCAUCGCGCCCGCCACCGCGAUCGCUCUGGUGUGUGGAAGCCUUAGUAGGGUAACUUGUACCGGAAGUCUGGAAUCUGCUCGAUUGGCUUUAUGACAUUUGUUGCAGCAGUGUGUCUUGAAAUUUUGUUCUAACUCGUAGUUUCUGAAAUGGAUCCAUUCUUUUGAAAUUGGCAGUAAUCAUCUCAGAAGGAGAGAAUUCUCAUCUUCCGGCGUUUGAAGGAGUGCAAGCUUUUUAGCCUUAAUGUCUUAAGAGUCUCUGUUCUACUUCAAUAUUAUCUUCCCUUACUCUCUUCCUCCUUGGACGAGGUACUGUUGCAUUGGACAAAGAUAGUGGAUUUUCUGUUAGUUGAGAACCAGGCGGUGUUAGCCUGGUCGUCCACUGGAACCGUAUCUUCCGUGGCCCGUAUACGGCCGACCAGGUCGUCCGAUUUAAAACCUCGUCCACUGCAGCCGAAUUACAUCCGACACAGUGCCGCUCCGUCAGUGUGGCCUUGUAUCGCCAGUGAACCGCGUGUUUGUUGUUACAAAAUGGAUGAUGAUCUGUAUUUCCUGGAAAAUCCAUAUCUCGUGAGGCGAAGAAUGCAGCGAAAGCGAAGGAAGUACUGGGUCAGUCCCAUAUUAAUCAAAAGAAGAAUUCUGGGAGAAUUCCAUCACCUACAUGAGGAGUUGAAGAGAAACGGGGAAAAAUUUUGCGACUACUAUAGGAUGAACAUGGAGACAUUUCAGUAUACUUUAAUGGCUAUUCAGCCCUCAAUAACGAAAUGGUCGAAUUUCAGAGAAGUUAUACCACCUGAGGAGCGUUUGGCUUUAACAUUAAGGUAAGUUGUACACAUUUUGAGUUACAAACAUUUUUAUUGAACAAGAACGGAAAAAUACACGUAGGUUUACAGUUUACAACAUAGUAUACAUAGGAAUAGUGAAAAAUAAUUUUGUUCAAGAUGUUCCAGUUGCGUUUUAUGUGAAAUUGGAAAGGUAAGACGCCACAGUCUGCAUGGGUUCCCUUUCUGUUUGAUUAAGGGACUCGCUGUUUGCUGGUUGUGUGAAAUUGCUGACGUUUGGAAGAGUAUUUUGUUCUUCCUCAAUGAA